Messenger RNA from Amoebophrya sp. A120, 4808 nucleotides. The record is from the annotation of a GenBank genome assembly. Lineage: Eukaryota; Dinophyceae; Syndiniales; Amoebophryaceae.
GGCGGUGCCAGCUUGAACGGGAAAAACAGAAAUAGUUACGUACAAAAUUUUUCAUUUAGGGAGUUCUUGUAUUAUCCUGUACUAGAAGGCGUAGGCGCGACAGCGACUUUAUGGCGUGAUGUUGCCAAGAGCAAGUGCAAGAACUAAGCAGCUUCUCGCGCUAGUCUCCGUUUUUUUCUAGAUCGGUUUAUUUGACUUUUUCUUUUUCGCACUUAACCUUAUUUAUCAGAAUCUGAUUUGCCGGCUUUUCUUUUCCGAAAGUAUCCGCACACGAAGAUCCCAAUCUGCGGCAAAAAUCUCACUUCAAUAAUGGACCCACAGCUGCUGGAAUACCGCCGGCUGCAAGCGCAGCGGCACGCGACUUCUCGGCCAGGACAACUCCUGUCCUCUUCAACAGCAGGCACAGCAUCAGCAUCAGCAAGCAACCACCAGGCGACUUCUAGUAGUACGGCAAAUAAAACCUCGACGACAACAACGUCCACGACUCCCGCGGACGAAGUCGCGGUUCCUAGAACCGCCUUGGAUAUCUUCAGGGACGCGGAGGCACCGAGAAACACGAUUCGCGUGUUGACCUGGAAUAUUGAUGGGUUGGAUACGGAAAAUAACGAUGUGAUUCACCGCACAGUGGAAGGAGUGGUUUCCACGAUCGUUGACAAGGCGCCCUCGAUAUCCUGAGCAACAACGUCCCCACGACCCCAGAGUCAAGAUGGGGAUUUUGCAACACAAGACUAGAAGUUUUCAGAGUCACGCAUGACAAGUUGCUGUCCAUAGUGUAGUAGUGCAGGUUAGCAAUGGGGCAGCCGCAUUACAAAUCCAUGUGCUUAUCUUGUUUACAGCAUUACAAAUUCCAAAACUCGAUCUGUCAUUGCAAAUCUGCAUGACAGCUCUGGGUUGGGGACGUUUUUACUCAGAAUACUCGAUCGUGCUGCUGCAGGAGGUGAUAGAGCCGACUUUGAAAACGAUCCAAAGGUUUCUUUUCCCAAUCUACGAGAUCUACGCCCCGGCCACCCCAAAAAUGCCCUACUUCUCCGCAAUAUUACUGCAGAAGGGACGGUAUCAAAUGCAAAACUAUCGUACUCGUAGUAAUCGCAGUCAUGCAUUACAAAUCCUCAUCCCACGGAACAUCAGCAUGACAAACUCCAUUUGUGAUGCUGACCGAAUUUGUAAUGCGAUUUCUACUACUACGAUGCUUUUGCAAUGCAUAGACGGGUGAAGCAGCUCGGGAAAGAAGUAAAUGGGAAGCAGGAAAUUUCUGCCCUCAUUCCGCAAAGCGCAGCCAGCGACAGGGUCCUGAAGCGGUUGGAUUUUGCCACGAGCCGAAUGGUAUCCUGUGCAAAAGUAUCGUACUCGUAUAAAUGCAUUAGCUCAGCAUGAGAAACAAAAUUUGUAAUGGUGAUUGACCUGAACAAAAAGAUUUGUAAAUGCAUGAUUGCAAUACGAGUGAUGAUUUUUUCUUUUUUUUUUUUCUAGUCUGCGAAACAGUAAAACGAAGUGCGUAUCCCGUGCUGUUGUCGUAGAUGCUUUCUUUGCUGGUGCUAUCCUAUCUACCAGAGCGUCGGUUCGUACGUUUGUGCCACUGGUCGUGUGAUUUGCUUUCCAGGAGCCCGAUCGCAAAUUCGUACGCUCCUCUCAUUCCGUUGCCGAAAUCUGAUCUUCCCUCUGCCCCCCCUUGCAUACGCCCCUGUAGGAUUGAGGCGCUACCCCUUUAUCUUUCUUUUUUCGUCUAAGUCUGAUGUCUGCCUACUGCUCGCUCCUUUGCCCUCUUUUGCAUGCUCCCCCGUAGGUUUAGGUCUCUACCCCUUUACUUUUCUUCUUUGGUCCUCUAAGCCUGUUCUGCUGCUGUGACCUUUGUAGCGCUAGUCUGCGGAUCCCGCAAACUCGCAGGGGCCUUGUUUUUUCCGCCUAGCCAGCGGGUUUGUCAGGGUGGGGGGGGCGGACGCGACAGUGCCGUGGAGGUGUCGCACUUGUUCAUCAGCACCACUGCGGAGUUUUUGGCGCGGCCGUGCGGUGGUUCCGGCGAAGUGAUUGCUCUACCCGGAAGGAAGAAAAAAAAAUAGUUCUAAAAAUUUAGCUUAUGCGAUCAACAGGCUCGAGAACUUGUCUCCGGAAGUCAAAUUCAGCACGCCUUCCAUUAAGUCCCCUAAAGUCUGGUCUGCUAAUCCAGGCGGUAGCAUUCAUCUCGUGCUUGGCUUCUAAACAGGUUUUCUUGCCUAUCGACGGUAGUCCGUCUAAUAGAUAGUCCCCAGCUCUAGGUGGCGCCGCUUGUGGCUGUCACGAGGUGACUCGCACCUCCCCGGAGUGAGAGAAGGUUCGUUUCCGGGUUUCAGUGCCUUUCGUCUGGCCUGGGCUCCUGGUGCUGCAUUCACCGUUAGGAGUAUAAGAAUUAAGAACAGAAGCCUAGCUGCACUGGCAGCCGACCUUACGCGCACCAUCAGAAGUGCGGAACUGGCCGGCCUUUGUGGUGUCUCACCAUCAGAAGUGCGAACUACGAGGGCCGGGGCGUGCCGCCUAAAGUCCUAAAAAAGUCCCAUCGCACGAUAGAUAGAUAGAUAGAGUGCCGUGCGAUGCUUUUGCAGUGCAUAAAUGGGCCGGGAACUGCUCUACAUGGACGACAUCAGCAUUGAUGGGCACGUAUCCACUGCAAAUGUGUCUGGGUCUGGAAGGAUGCAAACUUGUGAUGCGGAUUCUGGAACAGGCAAGGAUCUGUAUUGCGUAGUCAGCAAAAAGCACUACCGGAUCUUUGUCCCCAGUAGAAAAGGGCAUUUGUCAUGCGAAAUAAGUACGCAUGGAGAAGAUAGAGUUUGUCAUGCUCUGUGUGCAUUCCAAACCUUUUUGUAGAUGUAAAAAAUGCAUGACAAAUGACUUCUUCCAGACCCAGACAUAUUUGCAUUCAAUAGCACGCACUGUACAUCUCCACUGCGCAUUUGGAAUCGCAGAAAGAUAGCGCGGCGGAACGGAAACGCCAGUUGGAGCAGAGUUUGGGGACAUUACGAACGUCGGUCGUUCCAGGCGAGAUGAAUAACGGAGCUAGCUGCUCGUCUGUCCCAUCAUCAAAUCCCGUUCUUUCCCUGUUCGGCGGGGAUUUGAAUUUGCGCGACGCCGAGGCGAAGGAGAUCCUAUCGAAGUUCAAUAAGCCCCCGGCUGCGAAAAAAAACGCAAGAGGUGGAACUGCUGCGGCUAGACCGACGUCGGCUUUACAACAACAGCAGUUACACCCUCCCGGCCCUCCUUUACUAGACGCGUGGGAAACGGCGCCGAACAAAAGUGAUGACAACAAAUUCACGUGGGAUUUGCAGCGGAACGAUAACGUGAAGAUGGCCAACGCAGCUUUUGUUCCGCGAUGCAGGUUCGACCGGGUUUACUACUGCUUUGGUAGGGAUCAUGCAGAUGCGGCUGCUGCGCCAAAAUUGACCAACUUUCAGCUUGUCGGGACCAAACGCAUCGACGGAAAUAAACGCUUCCCCAGUGACCAUUUUGGGUUGUUGAUGGAGUUUAAACUUCCCGCGACCGCGACGAGCGUUGAAGAAAUGCAGCAAAAAGCGUCAGUUGGUGUCCAUCAAAACCAGUCUGGCAUGAUUGGAGGACCUGGUUUUUACCCACAACAGCGCGAGGCCGUUCGUGCGAGGACGGAAAGAACCUCCGCCGCGUCGGUGCAUCGUUUGCCGGGAACUACAGCCGCCUUGGAUGGUUCUGGGCAGCGAAAGGUCGUUGUGGAGAAGAACCAACAUCAGCUGGAGCGAGUGGCAGUGGCAGUAGAGGAGCCUGUUGCAGCAGCAGCCCCAGACCCGGAUCUGGUCAACGCUUUCGUGGCUUGUUUGCGACGGAACGCGCCGGAGGCGGUGAGGGCGCAGAUGUCCACCUCGACCGCGGAACGAGCAACAGGAUCGUCGGCUUCUGGUGUUGGUUCUGGCGCAGCAGCAGCAGCAGCAAUGGGCGCGACCAGUUCGUCGUCUGCGGGUGGACCAGGUGCGACACUACUUAAGUACAUAAUGUUGUUUGUCAUGCAAAAAUACCAGACAACUCUUUGUCUUUUUCUCAUGCGUGUUUUGCAUUAUCAAGCAUCUUGUCAAAGCACCCACAAAUGAUCGUCCAAAUCUGUGAAAACAAAACAGUGACCAACAUCCCGAAAGCCGACCACGUGAACCGCCACAAGUCCCCAUUUCUUCAGCUGUCGGCGAAAAGGAAGAGGGACCGGGAAACGCAGGAUCAGGAAUUAGAAGAGUUGCAAGUCGCGAUUGCGAUCAGCCAGAGUUAUCAACAGCAAGAGCCCGCUGCGACUGCGAAUCCUGGCGGUGCGGCACCUCCUGAAAAAAGAGAAGUAAAACCCACAGCAGGUCUUCAGCCGGGUAAUGUUAAACCAAUUUCUGGUGAUAGAACAACUGCCACUACGAGUACCACAGCCGCAUCAAACCUACAAACAACCGUUGGCGCUAACGCCCCCGCAGGCGCGACCAACAACAACCCAGCUGCGAAAAAGCGACGGGAUAGCGACGACGCGAACAUCAUUGUCCUGAGCUCGGAUUCGGAGUGAGGUUAUUUCGCUUUUGGCCUUGCAGCAACGGGGAAGCAAGCAUGAACUAGAUGCACUUACGACCUGUGCUGAUGUGUCAGAACUUUUUCCGACGAUGCAAAAUUCGAUCGCGUUGAAAAAAAAACGACCUGAUGACGCCACGUGAAAGAACAUUACAAGUAGCAGUACGUCGACGUCUUGGCAAGAUGAAGUCUUUGUACGAACAUUUAUUGAAAACCAAAACUGGGAACGCAAGCAUACUGUAUCAUAAAGAUCUUUUUCCACCACUAACAUCGCC